AUGAUUACUGAUGUAAUUGCAUACCGUCCUAUCAUUAAUAAGAUUGUUUUAUUUAAAAAAUAACCUAAUUAAUCAGUAAUUUAAUGGAAUCUAUUAAUUGAAAAUAAUUUAAUUAAAUGCGUUUCAUAUAAUAAGAACGAGGCAAUCAUGAGCAUAUUUUAAGAUGAGUAAAAACUUAUAAAUAGCUCUGAAUUGUCUAAUUUAUUACAAGAAUAAAGUAAAUAAAAAUUUUUAUUAUUUUCUCAAUUUCUUUUGAAAGGUGAUCUUAUUUAAAAUAUCAACCUUUGGGAUUAUUACAAAGAUUUUGCAUUUAAAAAUUAAAAAGAAAAAAAAUAAGAAGACUACGAAACCAUACUAGCAAGCUAUGAAUAAGAAAUAUUAAAAAAAUUAUUCAACAAUCUAAAAUCUGAAAAGGAUGAAAUUAUUGCAAUUUAUUCUGGAAUUUUAUAGUCUUUUGUAAAUUAUUUCAAUGACUCCUCAUUAAAAUAAAUAUUUUAGGAUGAUUAAUAAGCAUUAAUAAUUUAAUUUUUAAAUAAAUAUCAAAAAAUUAUAACAAUAACAAAUCACACAUACGAAAUGUCUAAAUUUGAAGUUACUAAAUUGUAUUUGCUUACACCUUACAUUCAAUAAUUUAAUAAUAAAGUUUAUUAAACUAACUUAUAAGAUCUUUAUACUAAGAUUGAUAAUUUUAUUAAAGCAUAAUUAAAAGACUUUUUAGGUGCAUUAUUAGAUUACUUCUUGAAUGCUAUAGAAUUCACUUGUUCCAUUUAUGAAGCUAGCAUAUUUUUAGAAACUAAAUAAUUGAAAGAUUUAGAGAAACUAAAAUAAAUUUUUUAAUUUGAUAAUUUUCAAAACAUUUUCCUAAAUUUUGAAAUUUAGUUUGAAUAAUUUAAUUUAAAUUUAAGUAUCUUUAAGGAAAAUUUUAUGAAAUCAAUCUACAAUGAAAAAUAGGUGUAAUAAAUAAAAGUAAUGCUAUAAGAUGAAAAUAUCAUAAAUAUUAUAGAUUAUAAUUGUUAUGGUGAAUGUAUUAAGUAAAUACAUAACAGACUGUAAAAUGAAAAAUUCUAAAAAAGAUUUAAAUUAUAUAAUACUAAAUUAGAAUCUUUAGAAGAUUUAUAAUCAAACUUUAUUGAUUGCUAGUUUAACAUAGUAAUUUUAUAAUAUCUAAAGUUAUUCUACAAAAUACAAUGUUAAUAUCUUUAGGUAACGAAUCAGUAAUUUUAAAGUUAUCUAAUAAAAACAGACUAGAAAUUAGAAUAGGGAUAUAAAGAGAGAGCAGCAUAAAUCUUAACUCUAUAAAAAUAGAAAAUUUCUUCCUUGUAAUGUUUUAAAGAUGAUUAGAGUUUUUAGGUUAAUUGCAAAAGCUUAUUGGCUUAAAUAAAAAAUGAUUUUCUUAUAAUAAAAAGUGAGAGUGAUAAAUUAUCAAAUAAAAGUUUAAAUCAAUAGUUGUUAAAACUAUUAACUGAUACUUAAUUUAGAAUCUAUUAAAUUAUUAAUUAAACUGAAAAUAUAUCAGAAAUAUAAAACAUUAUAAAAAAUUAUGAUGAAAAAUUAGAAUAAAUUAAUAAAUACACUGAUCCUUUAACAAAAAAUAUAAGUUAAGAUUUAGAUGAUAAAAAUUUUGAUUUCUAUGUUUAGUUUUAAGAAAGUAAUGAUAAAUUCAUUACAUAAACUAAAAUAACGAAAAAAUAUUAUAAAUAAUAUAAACAGCUAUUAAAUCUUUAGUUAGAUUUGAUAUUUUAAUAAUAUCCAAUUUUUAGAGAUAUUGAAACAACAAAAAAGUAAAACUUAUAAGAUGAUAAAUUGUCAAUGUAAUAAAAUCAACUUUAAGAUUAAGAACAACAAAGUAUUAGCAUUUUUAUUUAAGAAUUUAAGGAUCGAAGAGAUAAUUUUUUUAGUGAAAAGCUAAAAUCUUAAAUAUCGAAUAGUUUAUUUAAUCCAGUUUAUUAAAAGAAAGAAUAGAUAGUUAUCAAUUUGAAACUAACAAAUUUUUUAUCAUUUUUUUAUUCAAUGUUUUUUAGUAGUCAAUUUGAGUAAUUCAUCAAAGGAGAUAAUGUAAAUGACUCAAUAUGGUAAGAUAUUAAAAAUGCUUAUAAAGAUAUUAAAGAGAAUAUUUUUGAUUUGAUUAAAUUGAAACCUGAUCAUAAAGUAAGGGAAGGAUUAGUAUACAAUUUAAUAAGACUAUAACAUGGUGUCUAAGAAUAAUAGAUAACUUCUUUUUCAUGUAAAUUUUUAUCUUAUAUUUGGGUCUUUGAAAAAGAUUAAAGAGUGAGAAAUUUAUUAAAAAAUAAAGAAUUGAUUGAAUUUUAGAAGCAGCUUUUUUCUUAAACUUUAGAUAAUUUAUCAGGAUCAAUAAAAGAUGAACUUAAAGAAAGAAUGUAGAAAUUAGAAAAUUUGUAAUAAUAAAUAAAGCUAGAAGGAAAUCAAUAAAAAAGAGAGUAAUAUUAAAUAUUGUUAAAGAAAUCUUAUGAUGAAUUAGAUGAAUCUUUAGAUAAUAUUUCAGAAAUGUCAGAAGCUAUGAAUAUUAGUUUAAUAUUCCUUAAAGAUAUUUCUAGAGAUAUAAAGUAAAUAAAAGUUUAAAUUGAUCAUUUAUAAGAUAGUAUAGAUUAAGUAGGUGAUGAUAUCCGUAAAUUAAGAGGAAAAACUUAUUAAGAAUUAUUAGCAAUAAGAAAAUAAAAGAUAUUAGCAUAAUCAAAAUUAGCAGAUGUAGAUUCAGUUUAUGUCUAAUUGAAUACAAUUGAAUAUGAUCCGGUGAAUGGAGAAAAAAUUCUAUAUGAGGAAAAAGAGUCGACUUAGUUAUUGGUGGAUUAAUGGGAUGAUCCAAAAGGAGAGGUUAAUGAAUUUAUUUGGGAAGAUGAAAUUUAAAAAGAAAGAGAAAAAAAUAAUCUAGCGAAAUAAGCACUUUAAGAUGAUUAAGAAGAAAAUAAAUAAACAAAUUAAGCAGAAAAUAAAUAAAAAAAUUAAGAAGAAAAUAAAUAAAAAGAGAAAAAAGAUGUGAUGUUAAUUUCUGGAAAUGCUGGAUCUGGCAAAAGUAAAGCAGCCAGAAAAAUUGAAGAAUAUCUAUGGCUUUAAUAAGGAAUUCAUUCAAAAUGGAUUCCUAUCUUUGUUUCACUGCCUACUUUAAAAAAUCCAAAGUAUAAUUUAUUCGAGUAAGCAUUAGAAUCUGAAAAUUAUCAAUUUGAUAAUUAUUAAAUUAGAGAUUUUAAAGAAGCUAUAUAAAAUGGAAAAGAAAGUAUAAUAUUGAUCUUAGACAGUUAUGACGAAAUGAAGUAAGAUUGUAUUUAAUAAAAUUUAUUGAUGACAAAUAAGCUGUUCCAAGAUUUGAAUAUUUAUAAAGUAAAUCGUUAAAUGAAAGUAAUAAUUACAACAAGAAAAGAGAUAUUGAAUACGGCAGGAUACUAAACUUGGUUUUAUGGAGAGAGCAUUUCAACUUUAAAAGAAGUUUAAUUACAAAAUUUUAAUGAGGCCUAGUAAAAUGAAUAUUUAAAUUAAUAUGUUGUAUUAAGCAUCAAAAGGAAAAUAAAAGAAGUUUAUGAAUUUGUUAAAUCUGUUUCUGGAUAAACCUUUGAUUUGGAAGAAUUUCUAAACAUAUGGAGUUUAAUUUCUUCAUAAAUUACAGAUUGUAUUAAGAAAUCUGAAAUUAAUUUAUCAGAUGGAAUUUUCCAACCUAAAGAAGAAGAAGCAAUUAUUAAAAAAGUAAAAACGCAUAAGACUUUGGAAGUAUUAAAAGAAGAAUAAACUACUACAUUACAAAAAGAAUUGUUAGCUUUAUGGAAUGUAAAUAAAUUUAAAAAAUCAAUCCAAAGUAUUAAUAUUCAAUAAUUAUUAACUACUCCAUUUAUGUUAGAAAUUAUAGUUUAAGUAUUACCAAAUAUGGCUAGAAUGUACACAGGAUCUUCAAUAAUAAAAGAUAAUUUGAUAAAGAAUUAUAUGAAAUUAUAAAAAUAAGCUAACAUGUCACUAACUGCAAGAGAAUUUUAUUAAAAAGAAUAUUAACCAUUUAAUCGAAAUAAUAUAUAAAACUAAAAAAAGUUUGAAGAUGAAAAAAUACUUAAAGAAGAAAAUGAUCAAGAAUAUAAUAAUUACAUUGAAAAAACAAAAAUAGAUAAAAUAAUUGAUAAUUUAGAAAGUUAGAAUUUCUUCUAAAAUUAUUCAAUUGUUAGUACAUUAAAUUAUAAUGAUGACACUAUUAUUUUUGAUGGCUAUAAAGUAAAAUUAAAUCCUGAUGAUAUAAAUUUAGUAAUAAUGUCUUUGAAAAUGAAAAAGUUUACAGUUUUUGAGUUCUAUGACAGCUUUAUUAGUUUUUAUCAUGAAUAAUAAAUUCAUAAAUAAAGAGAUUCUGGUAAAAUAUCAAAUUAUUAAAAUUUCAAAUAUGACAUUUUUUAAUUCUCUUAUUCUCUAGCCAUCGAUAUGACAAUAAGAGAAUUAUCAUAAAUAAACUACAAACCAUAAGGAAAAUUAGAUUUAAAAAGUAAUUAUAAAAUUGAAUAAGUAAUUGAUGAUUGGUUAAAAUAAUAUUUUGAUGUAGAAGAUGAAUACAAAAAGUUAAUAAGAAGUUGUAUCUUAUUAAGUGCAAAAGGUAGUUCAUAUUCAUUUACACAUAAAUCCAUUUAAGAAUUUUAUGUGGCUAAAUAUAUUUAUGAUCUUUUAGUAGUAUUGUCUAAUUUUAAUAACACCUAAAAUGGUAAUGUAAACAUUGAGAAAAAUAAGUAAAUAUUAUUAAAAUCAGUAUUUAACGAUCAAAAAUUUAAUAUUUCGACAGAAAACUUCAAGAAUGUAAUUAACUUUAUUAAAGAAAUGUUAAUUAACGAUGAUAGUAUAAUUUAAAAGUUGAUAGAAAUAGUAUAGCUUUCAAAAAUAAAAACAUAUUGUAGAUCUGCAUCAAAUAGUAUAUAUCUAUUAAAAUAUAUGAAUGUUUUUUUGGGAUCCAAAGAUUUUAAUAACAUUGAAUUAGCCAACACAAAUAUUUCAGGUUUAAGUUUUUUUGAUUGUGAUCUAAGUCAUUCAAAAUUAGAAAAUGUAGAAAUAAAUUCAUGCAAUCUUAAUUUUGCUGAUUUAUCAAAUGUAAAAUGGUUGAAUGUUAUAUGUAAUGAGAAACCAUUUCUAUAAGGACACAAAAAAAGAGUCACUGAAGUAAAAUUUUCAUAGGAUGGUUAAUAUAUCGUAUCAGCAGGAGAAGAAAACGAAAUAAAAUUAUGGAAUGCAGAAUCCUUUAAAUAUAUUUAAGAUUUAGAAGGACAUACAGGUCCAAUCAAUUCUUUAUCAUUUUCAUCAGAUUCUUCAAUACUUUUGUCUGGUAGUGAUGAUCUUACUAUUAGAAAAUGGAAUUUAAAAGAUGCUAAAGAUCCUCAAAUAAAAAUUAAAAGUGAAAUCUUAGUUUAACUGGAAAGUGAAAUCUUACAAAUAUAAUUAUCUAAAGACUAAAAAAAAUUAUAUGUAUUAGAUAAAAAAGGGCUUUUUUAAAUUUUGACUCUAUAAAAAGAUGAUUUAAGUUUCAUUGAUAAUUAUGUUUUCAAAAUAGAAAAAGCUUAAAUGGAGUUAUUUGCAUUAAAUCCAAUAGAACCUAUAGUUGCUAUUGCAUAUGAAAAUGAUGAAAUUGAAUUGAUAAAUUAUUCAUCAAAAUAGUAAGAAAUACUUAAAACUUUUAUUAAUCAUAUUAAGGCUGAAAUACUAAAUAUGUUAUUUAGUCCAGAUGGAAAUUAUCUUGCUAUAUCAACAGGAAAAAGCGUUUUAGUUUGGGAUAUUAAAAAAAGUACAAAUUAAUUUAUAAGUGAAUUUAAUUUCAAUUAUAUUGAACUAAAAAAAAUAUAAUUUGAUUAGAAUAGCGAAUAUUUAAUUUUUAUUACCGGUAGUUUUGUAUUUAAGUAAGAAAUAAAAUAAUAAAAAAUCGAAAACUAGGAGAAAAAAGAAAUUUGUUUGGAAAUUGCAACUGAUCAAUUUGGAAAUUUAUUUGCAAUCGUAUAAGAGAAAAAAAUCAUCAUAAAAGAAGUUGAAUAAAUAAUAUAUUCAAAAGAUUUUGAUUUGUAACCAAAAUAAUUGAAAUUUUCUAGUGAUGGCUCUAAAUUAUCAUUCUUUUUAUUACAAGAAGAAACUAAAAAAAGUUUUUUAAUUUUGGAUAUAUAAAAACAAGAAAUAAUAUGUACCCUUAAUUGGAAUAAUUAAUGGCAACAUCUUGGUAUUUCAAACAACUUUGAAAAAUUACUAAUUCUAUUUAAAUAGUUAGAAAAUGAAGCUAUUUAAAUGGAAGGAUGUUAAAUAAUGGAUACAAACACAAUAAAUUAAGAUAAUUAAAAUGAGGAAUUCGAUUUUGAAGUUGAAAAGUUUUGUGUUAAAGCAAAUAGUUCAUUAGUUGCAUACAUAACUUUUGAAGCAGAAUCCAUAAAAAUUUAUGAUAUAAAUUUAAAUAAGCAUAUAUAAGAUCCUCUUGAGAAUGAUAAGAAAAAAGUUUAUGAUUUUUAAUUCUCGCCUUCUUAAAAUUAACUAGCUGCUGUUUAUAAGGGAGAAUUGGUAAUCUGGAAUUUAGAUUCAAAACCAAUUGCAAUCAAAAAAAAGAUAUUUUAAAAUGAUUUAGAAAUUUAAUCUAUGAAUUAUUCUCCUGAUGGUACAUAAAUAGGAUUAGUAUUUCAAGAAUCCUUUUAGAUUUAUCAUUACAUUCGAGAUAAUUUAUUUGAAAUAAAAGAUAUUUCAUCAUCUAAAGACGUAUCAUUUUCAAUAGAUAAUAAAUUCAUAGGUUUUAUAAAUUAAAAUUAAAGAAUUAUGAUUUUAAAUAAAGAUCAGAAUAAUUAAAAUAAAUAAUUAGAUUAUCCUAAUAAACUUAAAUUAAUAUUUACAUAAGAUAACAAAGCUAUCAUAACUGGAGGCGAAAAUAAGCUUACUUUAUUGAAUUCUUCAUCUUAUUAAAUAAUAAAAGAAAGCUUAACUUUUAUAAAUUUUGAUACUAUAACUUUUUCACAUAAUUUAAAUUUAAUUUGCUUACAGAAAGAUAGAGUCUUAGAAUUAUGGGAAUAUUCAGAAGAAGAAUUUAAAUAUUCAGGAUCGUAAUUAUAUGAUCUUCCAAUUAAAUAGUUAUGUUUUAUAAAUAAUGGUUAGCAGAUAUUAAUAUUAAAUUAGAAUUCAAAAUUAAAAUUAUAGAAAUCGAAUUGCUUUUAAAAAUAAUAAAUAUUUUAAGGAAGUUUUUGUGCAGGAGCCAUUUCAAAUACUGGAUUAAUUGCAUUAGCAGAUAAUGAUGUAAUUAAAAUCUACGAUUCAAAAUUUUAAUAAAUAUAAACUUUAUUUUAUGAAAGAACAAAAUAUUUAGAGUUUUUUGGAAUAAAUUAAAAUUAGUUAUUAAUUCUCUUAUUGGAAAGGAUAAUCAUUUAUAAUUGUAAGAAUGAUGAAGAAAGUAAAAUUUAUUUAAAUUUUUCUGUUUAAAAUGAAUAUCAAGUCAAUUUAUUUAAUGAUAUAAUCAUAUUUUAAUAAGAAAACGUUGUAUGGAUCUGGAAUAUAAGUAACUAUAAUAAAAUUUAAUUAUGUGGAUAUCAUGAAUAUAUUAAUUGCUUUUCUAUUUUAGAAAACAGGAAAUAUGGACUAGGAAUAAAAGAUGGAUAAGAGAUUAAAAUAAAGGAAGCAUUUAAUAUAGUAUUUGUUCAUCCUUGUGAAAAUGCUUAAAUUUAUGAAAUAAUAAUUAAUAAUGAAUAAUGCAUUGUUUUGAAUUAAUUUAGAAAUCUUUUAGUUUAUCAGAUAGAUUAAAAAUCAACCAUCAAUUUUUAAGAUAAUGUUUUCGGGAUUACAUAUUUUAAAGAAAGAAAUUAAAUAGCAAUAAAAACAAAAAAUAAAAUUUAAUUGAUUGAAUUUUCGAUGAAUUAAUUUAAUAUCAUUGAUAUCUUUGAUUUUGAUAAUUAUUCAGAAUAGCUUUGCAACCUUUCUUUUACAAAGAAUGGAGAGGCAAUAUUGAUAAAUUCAAGAAAAUUUAUACAUUUAAUUGAUAUUUCAAAUAGUAGAAAAAUGAAUUAUUAACUUUUUUAUUUUUCUUAUGAAGAAUUAAGAUCUAAUCAUAUACCUCAAUAAGCACAAAUAUUUUCAGAACUAGAAUCAUCUAAUAUAAAACAUUUUUUAGUAACGAUUAAUAGAGGUAGUAUAUUUAAAAUAUAAGAAUUAUAGAAUUGUAACAAAACAGUAAUUUUUUUUGAAAGUGAUUUAAAACAAUUUGAAUUGAGUUUAGAUGAAAAAUUUAUUUUUUUUGUUAUUAACAGAGAAGGCUGGAUUUUUAAUAAUAAAAUUUAUGGAUUUAAAACAACAAAUGAUUAUUAUAUUUAGAUUAACUCUUGUUGUAAGGCGAUUGGAGGAGAUUCAUAUAUAUUUCUUAAAAAUUAAAAGAAAAUCGUUUUAUUUUAAGCUUAAACAGCAUCUUCUAUAGAAAUUGAUAUAAAAAUAGAUGAAGUAACUUGCAUUGAGUUCUUAUCAUAACAGAAUGUAUUAGUUUUAAGCACAGUGAAGAAUAAUAUUAUAUUUUACGAUUAUAAAGCUAAAAAGAUUAUUGGAACACUGAAAGGACAUUGGAAAACAAUUAAUUCUAUGGCAGUUUCACCGAAUGGAAAUGUGCUUGCAUCAGCAAGUGAUGAUUAAUUAAUAAAAUUAUGGAAUAUUAAUUAAAAUGAAACAUAGGAAGUUAUGUAAGCUCAUUUAAAUUCAAUAAGUUCAUUAGCUUUUUCUUAAGAUGGAUAAAUACUUGCAUCAGGAAGUUUAUAGAAUUUAUAAGAUGAAGUUCCAAUAUUUCUUUGGGAUCUUAUUGAUAAAAAAUUAGUUGCUUAAUUAAAUGGACAUUAAUGUUCUAUUAAUUGUUUGGAAUUUUCUAAUUGUUCAAGAUUUUUAAUUUCAGGAGAUGAAGAUGGAGUAAUAAUUAUUUGGAACAUUCAAUAUCCUAAAACAGCAUAAAUAAUAUACAUUAUGGAUGAAUUAAAUAUUUGCAUAAAUUCUCUUAGCAUUUCUCCUAAAGAAUAAAACUUAAUUACAAUUUGCAAUUUAGAUAAUAUAUAAAAAUGGAACUAUUAGAAAAUAGAUAAAUUAAAAUAGAAAAUCAUAUAUUUAAAAAUAUAAAAGAAACCAGUUCGCUAAAUCAAUUAAAUAUAUAAUUUUAUUUCAGAUGAAUAAUUUAUUUAUGUUGACUCCACUUUUAAUUUAACAAUCUUAAAUAUACAAACUUAAAAAUCAGAAAUUUUAGAAAAAAAUAAAUACAUUUUUUAAAUUAUACCAUCAUAAGUUCAAAAUUUUAUUUUAAGUUUUGAAAAAUCUGGAACAUUCUCUUGGUAGAAAAACCAGGAAAAAAAAUGGUUCAAAUAAAAUAUCUAUAUUCCUAAGUCAAGAUCAAAUUUUAUUUUACUUAGUCCUGAUGGUAAAUUUUUAUAUAUAAUUGAAAAUAAAAGAAAAAAAAAAUUGGAUAAUAAAAAAUCAAGAAGAAUUUAGAUAUACGAUAUGAAUAAAAUUAAUUCUUAAUUUGAAAAAAUUAGAUAUGAAUUUGAUUAAAAGGAACCUUUAUAAGGGAUUUUAUCAUUAGAUUUAACUCUAGCUAUAGUUAUUUAUCAUUCAGAAAUUAAAAUAUUAGAUAUAAAAAAUAGAAAGAAUAAAAAGAUAUUGAAAAUAAGUUUAGAACCAAGAAAUAUUGCAAUUUCUGAUGAUAAUAAAUAUUUAGCUUUUUGUUAUCAAAUACCUGGUUAAUAAAAUUAAUCUUUAAAAAUAAGUAGUAGCAUUUAUAUAUGGGAAUUUUAAAAUUAAGAUAUCUUGAUACCAUUAGAAAUUCCAAAUUAAAACUUGCUAGAAGUUGAAAAUUUUUAUAUUUCUAGAAUUGAUUCAAACAAAAUAUAUGCAAUCUAUUCAGAUGGUACUGUUAGAAAUUGGAAUAUAUAGACUCAAUAGGCAGAAUUAAUCAAUCUCUCGGUAAAAAUUCCUCGAAAGGCAUAAUUAAAAUUUUCUAGUAACUUUUAAUAUUUAAUAACUUGUGAUUAUACUUGUAUAUCUGUAUGGUAAAUUAAAAAUCCUUAAAAUUAUUUUGAGAUAAUUAGUGAUAAUUAUUUUUAGAUAGUUUUUUCCAAAAAUGAUGAAAUUUUUACAAUAGCAGUUGCUUAAGAAAAUAAAAACAAUUAAUUUGAAAUUAUUUUGAAGAAUUAUAAUAAACAAUGUCAAAUUUAAAUUUAAGAAAAUAUAAAAUUUUUGAUUGCUUUUACAAAUAAUGAUAAAGGAUUCAUUAUUUGCUCAUAUAUGAAAAUAUAUCUGUGGAAAAUCGAUGAAUUACUAAAUUAUGAAUUAAUAGGAUAAUGGUAAUUACCAGGAUUAGAAGAAGUAAUGGAAUUUUUUGGAUAUGAUUUUUAAUAAUAAGAAUUAACUGUAUUAUAAAUGAAUGAAAUUAAAGUAUUUAAAUUAAUUCCAGCUAUGCAUUUAAUAGACUUUGAAGAAAUAACAAUUCAAUCAACUUGUUUUUCUCCUGAUAGUAAGUAUUUUAUUUCUAUAGAACCUUUCUUAAAUAUAUAUUAAAUAGAAAAUCUUCAACCAUUAAUUCAAAACAAAGAAUUUACAGGAUAAAUGAUUCGAUUUUAAUCGAAUGAAAUUUUAGUAAUUUUGAAUAAUAAAGAGCUGUAAUUUAUUAAUAUUUCUAAGAUUGAUUAAAUAGAAGAAAUUAAAAAGAUUACCUAUUAAAAUUAAAUCCGUGACAUUGUGUUUAGUUUAAAUUAUUCAUUCAUACAAUAUAAAGUUUUUGAAGAUUCAGAAAAAAUAAAAUAAAAUAAUACUGAAACAAAAUAUACAUUAAAUCAAAAUAAUAAAUUAAACUAAAAUUUUUUCUUAGGCAUUUUUAAUUCAACAAAAAAACCACUUUUUAGUUAAAAUGAAUAGUAUUUUUUAUUGGAUAAUCAUCCACAUAAUAUCAGAAUAAUCAAUAUUGAACAUAUAAAAUGCUUAAGCUCUGAAUAAUGUAGUAUUUUAGAUAAAAAAAUUAAUCAUGGUUAGAUAUUUUAUUCUCCAUGUGGAGAACUAAUAUAUUUAUUUACACAUAAUAGUAUUUAAAUUUUAGAUUCUAAGACUAUGAAUUUAAUGAAUUAAUAGGACUUAGAUUUUGAGGUAAAUGAGAUUUAAAUAUGUUAAAAUUGGAACUAUUUUGCUUUAAUGGGUUUAAAUUUUGUCAAAAUUUAUAUAUUUUAAAAUAACAAAGAGUUUAAUAUUUAUAGGACGAUUGAAGAAAAUAAAAAUACUAUUAAAUGUAUUGCAUUAUCCCCUAAAGGAGAUCUUUUAUUAACAGGCUUAUAAAAUUAAUUAGACUUUACAAAUUCCAUUUCACUAUGGAAUAUAAAGGAAUGUAAGAUAUUAUGUUCAAAUAAUUAAAUACAUGAUUAAAUACAGAUUCUUAAAUUUUACCCAAAUGGAACUAAUUUUGCAGUUGGUUUAAAAGAUGGAUCUGUUAAUUUAUUUUCAAUUGAUAUUAAAUAAACUAAUUACUAUAAAAAAAUAGAGUCGAAGAAAAAUGAAAAUACUUAAAAUUAAAUUAGCUAGAUUAAUGAUUAGUAUAAAAUCUUUUGUUAUUAAUCAUUUUCAUAGUAAUCAUUAUUGUAUGCUCAAGAAUGUAUUUUAUCAGAAUCAACUAUUAUGUCAGAUCAAAAAUCAAUUAUUGAAAUAUUACAUCAAAAAGGUGCAAAAGGUUGA
This is a messenger RNA of Paramecium sonneborni, 11667 nucleotides long. The record is from the annotation of a GenBank genome assembly. Lineage: Eukaryota; Ciliophora; Oligohymenophorea; Peniculida; Parameciidae.